AUGGCGGCUGGCACCGCCGGCCAGGGGAGCGGGCUGGGCCCGCGGUUUGCCGGAGCCCUGCAGCGAGCCCCGGCUGUGCUGGGAGAGUCGCUGGCUCUGCUGGGCACCGGGAAGGGCACAAGGGAUUGUCUGAGCUGCAGACCUCUUCAAGCUAGUCUUGCAGUUGUGAAUUUUAUGAAAUGUUCAUUCAUAAAUGGAAAGGAAAAACACAACACUAACACAAUCAAUGUAUUCAAAAUGGCACAAAAAGUAGCUUGGACAUACUUGCCACAACGUCUCUUCAGCCCUCCUUAUUCCAAGCUUACCCAUUCAACUCCCUAUGAGCAGUUGGUUUGCUUCUGUGGGUUGCAGUUGAAAUCUUUUGUUUCAAGCUGUGAAAAAAAGUUACCAACUAAAUGUGGGCACAAGGAGUGCAAGAAGCAGAUGCUUGAACGCUCAAUAUUGGAACUGAGAAACACUGUAACAGAACUGGAAAAAAGUCUUAACACUGUUGAAAAUGAAGAUAACGAAUGGAAAACCAGGUAUGAGACACAAGUAGAAUUGAACAAACAGCUGGAAAGGCAAAUUAAUAUUCUUCGAGAUAAGGUGGAGCUUAUUCGUGGAAAUCCAGCAGAUAAACUGUCCAUUGUUCGCACCUUUGAUAAAAUGCCUGUGGGUUCCUUAAAGAGGGCUCUUAAACAGCUGGAAGAAGAGAAGAAAAGUCUCCAGAAUCAGCUAAAGGACUAUGAACUUAGACUGGAACAAGAAGCAAAGGCUUACCACAAAGUUAAUGAUGAGCGGCACAUGUACCUCUCAGAGAUCUUACAGACCUCAGCUAAACUUAAAAUUGUUGAAAGGCAAAAAACAGAUGCUAUGACUGGGAAGGGAGAAAAGCAGAUACUGAGAGGAAGACACAGUGUUCCAGGAAACCCGAAGAUGGUUAACCCUCAAAAAAGAUCAAUUAAAAAGACUGUAGGAAUGAACCAGCUUCCACAAUUAAAGCACUGAUUUAAUAGUAGUGCUA
Molecule: messenger RNA, 1003 nt
Organism: Sturnus vulgaris (Common starling)
Lineage: Eukaryota; Metazoa; Chordata; Aves; Passeriformes; Sturnidae
Source: RefSeq, a predicted model, not a curated record